Molecule: messenger RNA, 5616 nt
Organism: Nothobranchius furzeri (turquoise killifish)
Lineage: Eukaryota; Metazoa; Chordata; Actinopteri; Cyprinodontiformes; Nothobranchiidae
Gene: nedd4l
Product: NEDD4 like E3 ubiquitin protein ligase
Biological process (GO): ubiquitin-dependent protein catabolic process; protein polyubiquitination; regulation of dendrite morphogenesis
Cellular component (GO): cytoplasm
Molecular function (GO): sodium channel inhibitor activity; ubiquitin protein ligase activity; protein binding
Source: RefSeq, a predicted model, not a curated record
AGGGGGGUGAGUGGUGGAAGAAAAACGGGAAUCACUCAUUGAGCCAGCCAAAGGAGAGGUGGGCGACACGAGGAGAGAAGAGAAACAGCAGCCAGUCUGAGAGAAAGUGAGAGUGAACGGGAGCUGAAGGGACGGGAGGCAAAAAUGGCACAGCGUCUGCGUUUGUACUUUGGAUCUGGCCGCAGCAACACAGCCCCGGAGAUUCUGGAGACGGGCUCAGAGGAGCAGCGGGGAGAAGGUGAAGUGCUUGGAGAGCUUUGCGUGCACCCACCUCCAUUAAGGCCUUCUCAGGAGUUGGCUGUGCAACACGGCCCGCCAAUGAUUUCUGGUUCGUGCUCGGAGCUUUCACUUAAACGCAGCUCCUCUAUGUUCAUACCCCAGCUCGCCGCCUACGCUGAGCCACGUCCCACCAAAAGCUCGUCCAUGCACAUUUCCCUCCAGCGCUCAAAUGGAUCAAGUAAUCGGGAGCCUGGUGGCCAUGCCGAUGAUGUCCCACCACCUUGUUAUUCUCCAGGACCUGCACCUGCUUAUAUUGAACCUAUAGUGAACUUUCCACAGCAGUCGCCGCCUCCAUACUACAGCUCAGAUUCCAUUAACUCGCAAUGUUGUCUGACAGAGCCAAACCUCCCGAAACACACAGUCUUCAGCAUUGGUUCCAGCAGACGUAAGACACUCAGAGGAGGUCAACCAGGUAUCACUGUUGGUGCCGUUUCUUUACGGAGCUAUUCUACUGAUAGUUCAGACAUCCAGCGUUUUAGGAUUCUUCCCUAUGGUGGUGAUGGCUGGUCUGUCCAGCAAAACAACCUGGACCCAUGCUUUGGUGAUAACGCAACACAAAGACUAGUUUUUCAGCUUCAAAAGAACCAGAACCAUACCCAGAGAAGACGGCUAUCUCCUUUAUCCCAGGAGGAAUGUACAGACUCUGGACGUGGCAGCCCAAGUGGUGUCCGUACGAUGCAUUAUCCAAAAAUAAGACUGCAGCGAAGCUCUUCCCAUCAGAGGCUGUUAUUGGAGAGUAAGCAGAAAAAUGGCACAGACUUCCAGACUGUACAGGACAAUCAAACCAGUCUGGAGCCGGAUUCAAAAAAAGCCUCUAAUUGUUGUACUUUUAAAAUCACUGGGGAAGCCCCCAGAAGGCAGCAACAUUUCAAGAUCUACUUUACCCCUGGUGGAGAUUCUGAUAGUGACCUAACAACACACAACCCAAAGACCAGAGAUGACUUCCUGGGACAAGUUGAUGUUCCUCUCGGUCAUCUGCCGACAGAGGACCCGGCCAUGGAGCGUCCAUACACAUUCAAAGACUUCCUGUUGCGGCCAAGGAGCCACAAGUCCAGGGUGAAAGGUUACCUGCGACUGAAGAUGGCCUAUUUACCCAAACAAGGAGGACAUGAGGAGGAGGAGGCUGGAGAGAUGAGGGAAGAGGCUGAGGGUUGGGGUGAUGAGUCUGUGGAUUCAGACUCACAAAGACCUCAGCAGCUUCUUCCUCCAUUGCCUCCAGGCUGGGAAGAAAAGGUGGACAACCUGGGACGGACCUACUACGUCAACCACAACAACCGCAGCACACAGUGGAAACGGCCUUCCAACAUGGAUAUGAUCUCAGAAAUUGAGAGCGACAAUCAGCAGCGGCAAAUCCAUCAGGAAGCGCACCGGGUAUUCCGAGCCAGGCGCCACAUCAGUGAAGACCUGGAGAACGAGCGCCUGGAUUCCAGGGACAUGGACAAUUCCUGGGAGCUCAUCACAGAAGAGGAUCCCAGCGACGGCGUGGCCCAGUCCCUACCCGGCCCCUCCUCUGCUCUGACACCACAGCGCUCGCCUACACCUGUUGCCCAGGAGUUCUCUGAAGAUUUGAAUAUGAGGUUGUCGCUCACCCCUGAUACUAACGGUGAAGUGCCAGGGCCCAGCUCUCUGAGCCAGCUGUCAAACAGACUUCGCUCCUCGAGUAUGACAGAUGGAGUCCGUGAUCAGGCCCAGGCCCCUCCAAUAACGCAGAGUUCCCAGACCAGAAGAACAAGAGCUCAAACAGUCUCAGGUGGUGAGGAGCCCAUGUCUCCCUCGGCAGCUCCUUACGCCCUGACCACCCCCGGCCUGCCCCCUGGAUGGGAGGAGAGGAAGGAUACCAAGGGAAGAACUUAUUACGUCAACCAUAACAACCGCACCACUACUUGGACUAGGCCAAUUGUGCAGCUGACUGAAGAUGGAUCCAGCACCUCAGCAGCAGCAGCAGCACCGUCAGGAGGAGCCUCUGCCCUGUCUCCCACUUCCACCCCCUCCUCUUCUUCCAAUGCCUCCAACAACCACCUCCAUGAGCCCCAAGUUCGACGACCUCGUAGCCUCAGCUCCCCUACUGUCACCCUUUCCACCCCUUUGGAGGGGGCCAACCACAUCCAGGUGCGAAGGGCUGUUAAAGACACUCUCUCCAACCCCCAGUCCCCCCAGCCGUCCCCUUACAGCUCCCCGAAAUCACAACACAAAACGCAGCAGAGUUUCCUGCCUCCAGGCUGGGAGAUGAGGAUAGCCCCAAAUGGGCGGCCCUUUUUCAUCGACCACAACAGCAGAACCACCACCUGGGAGGAUCCCAGGUUGAAGUAUCCAGUCCAUAUGAGGAAUAAGAACUCAAUGGAGCCGGGUGAACUUGGUCCUCUUCCUCCUGGAUGGGAAGAAAGAGUUCACACAGACGGGCGCACCUUUUACAUCGACCACAAUACCAAGACCACGCAGUGGGAGGACCCCCGCUUACAGAGUCCAGCUAUCACAGGACCUGCUGUUCCCUACUCCAGAGAGUUCAAGCAGAAAUACGACUACUUCAGGAAGAAAUUAAAGAAACCGGCUGAUAUCCCAAAUCGUUUCGAGAUGAAGCUGCACAGGAACAACAUCUUUGAGGAGUCAUAUCGUCGAAUCAUGUCGCUGAAGAGGCCGGACGUUCUGAAGGCACGCCUGUGGAUCGAGUUCGAGUCGGAGAAAGGAUUGGACUAUGGAGGCGUGGCCAGAGAGUGGUUCUUCCUUUUGUCUAAAGAGAUGUUCAAUCCGUACUACGGCCUGUUCGAGUACUCUGCAACGGAUAACUACACACUCCAAAUCAAUCCCAACUCUGGUCUGUGCAACGAGGAUCACUUGUCCUAUUUCAAGUUCAUUGGGCGCGUGGCAGGGAUGGCUGUGUUUCAUGGAAAGCUGCUGGAUGGUUUUUUCAUCCGGCCGUUCUACAAGAUGAUGCUGGGAAAACAGAUCUCUCUUAAAGACAUGGAGUCUGUGGACAGUGAAUACUAUAACUCACUGAAGUGGAUUCUGGAGAACGAUCCCACAGAGCUUGACCUGAGGUUUUGUAUUGACGAGGACAACUUUGGACAGACUUAUCAGGUGGACCUGAAGCCCAGCGGCUCAGACAUGGUGGUCACCAAUGAGAACAAGAAGGAAUACAUAGACCUGGUCAUCCAGUGGAGAUUCGUCAACCGGGUCCAGAAGCAGAUGAAUGCCUUCUUAGAGGGCUUCACAGAACUCAUUCCCAUCGAUUUGAUCAAGAUCUUUGAUGAAAAUGAGCUGGAGCUGCUGAUGUGUGGACUGGGUGAUGUUGACGUCAACGACUGGAGACAACACACUAUUUACAAGAACGGCUACUGCCCAAACCAUCCGGUGAUCCAGUGGUUCUGGAAGGUUGUUCUUCUGAUGGACGCUGAGAAGAGAAUCCGACUCCUUCAGUUUGUUACGGGAACAUCACGAGUGCCCAUGAAUGGUUUUGCUGAGCUUUACGGUUCUAAUGGACCUCAGCUGUUUACAAUUGAGCAGUGGGGAACACCAGACAAGCUGCCAAGAGCUCACACAUGUUUCAACCGCUUGGACUUGCCCAGCUACGAGUCUUUCGAGGACCUGAGGGACAAACUGCUCAUGGCUGUAGAGAACGCGCAAGGCUUUGAGGGAGUUGAUUAAAAUGCGGCGCCGUGGACUGAAUCCAACCCCCAAAAAGAAAAGAAAAGAAAAGCUACAGGGACAUGGAACCAGCUGCUGUAGCAGUUCUGUGUCAGCAUGCUUGUACUGUAAUGCCUGAGUUGGAGCCACCUCCUUGCCACGGUGGUUUGAGACUACAAUGACUUGUCGAGCCAUUAUGCCUACCUGUUUGUAUCUCGUCAGUGUGGGUGGGUCACUCCUUUUACGAUCCCGAGGGGAAGCGUGAUGUUUCAACGAUGAAAUCUCUAAUCAGCAAGCAUGAUAGAUGAAUGACCGGAGCCGGUUCACUAUUCCUUCCCCUCUGCCCUUGCCCUGUGAAAAUCUGCAGUGCUGGAAAACUCAGAUGCAUUUCAACAGAUGCAUUUCUCUACACUCUAGCACAGUAUUUGAGCGCCCUUCAGUAGAAGGGUCUAGCAUGGCCUUAACCUGGCUCAGACAUGCACUAUUUCUCUUUAGAAACCGCAAUCGCACUAUAAUCACACUUCUGUCAAAUCUUUAGCCCAACACCAGAUUACCUUAGGAAUGCUAGCCAAUCACAUUUCAGGAAACCAGACACGCCCCUCCAUAGAACCUGGUCUUUGCCAUGUGAUCACAUUUUGCUGCUGCAGCCUUUGUAAACUGAGUUUUUUUCUUUUCUUAGGCAUAGGUGAAAUAUUUAAGAAUGGGGUACAAACACAUCCCCAGAUAUGACAUUUAAAGAACAUCUCUAUAGUUUUGUUGUCAUGAAACCAGUUUUCUUUUAAGAAUUUGUAUUACUUACAGAUAAACACUUCUGUGUAUUUGUACUAAUGUUCUUUACUAUUUCAACCGAUGUAAAUGACAUAAUGUGUGAAGUACAACGCUGGUUAGUCAGGGGGACGAUGAUGUCAUUUGUUACAGUGAUAGCAGAUGUGUUGAAAACCUUAUCGUAGUGCUUUAAAGCAGCAUGAACAUGUAUGAUGUGUUCUUUUGACUGCAUACUAAUGGAGAUGUAAUGGUCUGGAGGUCAUGAAGGGAUAACUGUGGGGAGUUACUCUGAUUACUUUAUUCUCAUGCCUGUUGCUGUUCAUAAUGCUGUAAAUGUUCUUGGGGAAAACAUGCAUUUUUAAGUACUUUCAGGAUAUAUAAAUAUAUGUAUGCAUUACAUUUAACAGAAGUAUUACUGAUCAACACUAAAAUGAAGAUGUGUGUGAGGAUGUUGGAAUGAAAAGCUGUGAUCACCGCUGAACAUAAGCGCAGCACGUUUCUUACAAAAAACAAAACAAAAACAAAAAUGUCUUCUUUUUUUUUUAGUUCUUUCUCCUUUUUCUAAUGCUAUCGAACCUGAAGGGCACUUUACAGAUCACUCUGAGCUCAUGUCACCUGUUUGUCUCGUCAUCUACUUGAAUGUGUUUCCUUUAUUUCCAUUCAGAGCACUUGGUGCAUUGUGAAUAGUCUGUAAAUCCGGGCUGCUGCUAUAGUAGGAAAAAGUGAAAGUGAGCCUUUAAAUCCUCUCGUUUCUUUGCUGUUUUAUCUUUUUGGCCUCUAUAUUUUGCUCCCCCUCCUCGCUGUAGUCUCACAUUUCCGACUUUGUACUGAUUUUUUUAGCAGGUUUUAUUUCAAUGAAUGAAAAAUACAACUUUUGUUAUUGAUUCCACUACUUCCUGCAACUCUGUGGUUCAUUUGAUUUCAGUCAAAUAAAAAAAAUCAAGCUUCUUA